Messenger RNA from Oldenlandia corymbosa var. corymbosa, 2151 nucleotides. The record is from the annotation of a GenBank genome assembly. Lineage: Eukaryota; Viridiplantae; Streptophyta; Magnoliopsida; Gentianales; Rubiaceae.
GGGUCAUGUAAGCACCUUUACCGAAUCUUCCAUGGCUAUAAUUUCCUUUCAUCUUCCUAUUUCCCUACCAAAUUCUUGUAUUUUUCUUCUUUUCUCUAAUCUUAUCCCCUUCCAAGAAAUAGCAGCCCUUGUGACAAAAAUUUUUAACCAGAUUUUAAUAUCUCCACUUGACUUUGUACUCCCCCUUAUAUAUAUAACCUCACUUUGUGUUUUCCUCCAAAUCAAAUCUUCCAAGCAAACAAACCUUAUUUUAGUGAACCCUUCAAUCUCAAAUCAUCAAACUAUUGCUUCAAAGAUUCCAUUUUGAGACUUAUAUAAAAAGGGAAACAAUGGAGUUUAUGCCACAAGUGAUGAACCGAAGCAACAAGUGCAAGCGGAAGAAGAAGUCAUCAAUGGAUUCACUUCUAAAAGUUGUUUACAUUUCCAGCCCAAUGAAGGUUGAAACCAGUGCUUCAAGAUUCAGAACACUUGUUCAAGAACUCACCGGCAGAGAUUCCGACAUCUCCAGAUACAUGGAUUCCGACAACAACAACAACAACUACACUUCUAAUUCUAAAGAAUUCCUUCAUCAAGGCUUCGAAAUUAUGCCUGAUCUCAAAAGGGUUUCGAAAUCUACGGCCGACAAUCACCACCACCACCAAUACCAUCAUCAUCAUCUCAAUUCCUCAUCAUCUUUUUCGCCUUCAAGUUCAGAGUCUAAUUUGGUGGAGGAACAAGAACAUGAACACAGUGAUGGGCCGCCGACUUUCGAUGAAUCCUUUAUCAACGAACACUUCUUUCAAGGAUUGCUAUCUGCUGAUUUGUUUAGCCAUGAUUCUUCUGAAGUAGAUGUUCUUGGGAGUUAUGAUGCACUGUAAAUCUUUUUUUCUUUUAGUGGAAUAGUUUUUUUCUACCCCUUUUUCUUGUUCUUCUAUUAUUAUUACACCUUUGGGCGUUGCCGUUUGCUUUUCUUUUUUUUAUAUUAGGAGAGCUCAAAUUUUGGUGUGAAUCAUGAAAAAUUAAUAAUGUAUACAUUAUUAUAAAAAAAUCAUGUGUUCAUUCUUAUACUGAACUAAAGAGUUAGAUAUGGUUUCCAUAUUGUCAAUCCAAUGGGUCAAUUAUGGGGGGGUUUUUUUUUGUUUCUUUUAAUUUGGUAAAUCACAAUAGUCCAUACCUUACCGACAAAUUGUAGGAUAUAUAUGUUAAAGGCAAAAUCAUGUUAGUGAACAUUUCAAAUUUUUUUUUUUAAUAAUCAAUCAUUUGUUUCCUUUUUAGCUGGUAGUCUGAUAACGAAGAGAUUGUAAUUUUUAAGUUGGAAGCUAAAUUUGGACAUUUCCAAAAAAAUAAAAUAAAAAUAAAUUUAAGAAUAAUAAGAAUAAAAAGUCGCAUCAGAACUUCUUAAAAUUGACACUUGAUAGCUGAACCCAUUUUGAACUUUUUUAAAAUCUUUUAUUUUUUAAAAUAGAACUUGAAACCUUACGGGAAUUCGAGGUAAAAAUGAGUGAAGUAGUAUACUCUCGACACAGCUAAAUGUGUUGAUUUUCCUAUCGCAAAAUUGCGAAGCAUAAAUCAUGAUUUUAAAAAAUAUGAUUUCCAAUAAUGUACGAAUUACUUGAUUAAUUGGAAUACUAAAAAGUCUUACAUGUCUGAUGAAUUAUGAUGUUGUUAAAGUGCUUGCACAUCCGUGCAAAGAAAGAUUACUACUACUAACAUGUGUGGAUUUACCUAUCGCAAAAUUAUUAAGUGCAAAUCCUGAUUAAAAAAAUGAUUUCCAAUAAUGUACCUUUUUAUGGUUUUUUCAUAUUUAUUUAUUAGUAAGUGUCUCUUCCCAACAUUAUUUUUUUCAUAUUUUCAAUAUAUAUUUUUAUAUUUUCAAUAAAAAAAUACACUUAAAAUCACACACUAAAAAACAACCCAAACAUAACCAUGAGUUAAUCACAAGCAUCGAUGUGAUCUAAAAACACAGACAUAGCUUUCCUUUCCCAAAAGCAAACACCAGUUACUAGAGCAAUCGAUGUUUGGAUGGUACAUUUUCUUUCUUUAUGAAUCAGGCCUCUCUCUCGGCAAUCGUUGAAGUUGGGUCAACUUGGAGAUGGGCUAUAGCCUAUAGCAACACUGAGAAGAUGGGCUUAAGGGGCCAUGAGGAGUAAGAGAAAAAGAGAAGAUUAACAG